Messenger RNA from Solanum stenotomum, 1021 nucleotides. RefSeq lists its product as uncharacterized. Lineage: Eukaryota; Viridiplantae; Streptophyta; Magnoliopsida; Solanales; Solanaceae. The coding region runs from base 53 to 718 and encodes 221 amino acids. The record is from RefSeq and is a predicted model, not a curated record. Gene Ontology annotation, cellular component: plasma membrane. The transcript is spliced from 3 exons.
CUUAUAUCUCCGGUCCUAAUUCUCUCCUUGAACUCCUAAAACCCCCUCAUCAAUGGCUUCAUCUAAAUUCUCCGAUCAACCUCCUAUCCCUUACGACCCCCUCCCCUCCUAUCCACCCCAACCACACCAACAACCCCAAUACAUUAUCGUUCUACCUCAAUACUACCGUACCCCUCGACAAUUCCUCCGGCGACCUACCCGUCGCUACGUUUAUUGCGCCGCCGUGUUCAUCCUCCUCUCCGCCGCACUUUUUUUUCUAUGGCCCUCUGAUCCGGAACUCUCCAUUGCCCGGCUCAAGCUCCGGCACCUUAAAGUCCAUUCAUUCCCCAAAAUUGCAAUCGACGUUACCCUGGAUGUCACUGCUAAGAUUCGUAAUAAGGACUUUUAUUCCGUCAAUUUCCGUUAUGUAGUGAUUUCUAUCGGGUAUAGGGGUAAGCAGCUCGGGCACGUUAUAUCUGAUUAUGGUCGUAUUAAGGCUAGGGCAUCUUCCUAUGUCAACGCUACGCUUGAGCUAACCGAUAUUAGCAUUUUCUCUGAUUUAAUUCCAUUGAUUGAGGAUUUGGCUAGGGGCUCUAUUACUUUUGAUACUGUUACUCAGAUUGGUGGUGAGCUUGGCUUGGUCCUCUUUGAUAUUCCCAUAAAGGGAAAAGUGGUGUGUGAAAUUGUUGUGGACACACGCAAUGAAACAAUUUCUCAUCAGAACUGCUACCCUGAGUGACUCGGUUUGUGAUGGAAUUGUGAAUUAAUGGAAAUGGAUAAGAGGACAAGUAUCCAAACUCUGCUCGAGGCCUUGUAAAUGCUCUAUGAUCUUUAUGGAAUUGGUGUGCGUUUGAUUACGUUUCAAGGGUUUCGAUUAUCCCAAGCUUUAGUGAACUGCAUAUUGGGCUCCCCAUUAUUGUAAUUAUCAAGGCUUUUCGUGUUUGUGGGGAACAACAUUCACACGUCUGACGUGUUCUUUCUGUAAUACUAGUAGCAUGUACCAUUUAUUCUAGGAAAACCAUGCCAAUAUAACGACAUAAUA